This is a messenger RNA of Musca vetustissima, 792 nucleotides long. Its product is annotated as serine protease SP24D-like. Gene Ontology annotation, molecular function: serine-type endopeptidase activity. The coding region runs from base 1 to 792 and encodes 263 amino acids. Gene Ontology annotation, biological process: proteolysis. The record is from RefSeq and is a predicted model, not a curated record. Lineage: Eukaryota; Metazoa; Arthropoda; Insecta; Diptera; Muscidae. The transcript has 3 exons.
AUGGAAGAGAUAUACUUUUGCAGUAGUUCACAUAUAACCGUGGAGAAUGCAACAAAUGUUCAACCAUUCCAUCCUGAAGGCCGUAUUGUUGGUGGAGCCGUAGCCCGAGAUGGCCAAUUUCCCUAUCAGGUUUCCGUAAGAUGGGGUGGUGCCCAUGUUUGUGGUGGCAGCAUAAUAUCGGAGACUUUUGUGGUGACAGCGGCUCAUUGUCUGACCAUGGGAACACCAGAACAAAAUGUUCGUGCCGGUAGCCGUUUCAUAUUUUAUGGUGGCCAAGUGAGACAAGCCGCCGAAACCUAUGUCCAUGCGGAUUAUAAAGAUUUUGAUAAUGAUAUAGGAUUGAUACAGCUCUCCGAACCUUUGUUGUUUAAUACGAGAGUAAAUGCCGUACCCUUGGCUACACAUGAACCACCCAGCGGAGUACCAGUUGUUACUUCCGGAUGGGGUCGUACCAGCAGUAAUGGAACUGUGGUCAAUGCCUUACGUUAUAAUACCCUCAUGGCCUUGACUAGUUUGGAUUGUAGUCGCCGUUUACCAGCCAUUCCAGAAUCGGUUAUUUGUCUGGCUCAUAGCCAGGGGAAUGGUGUAUGUGAUGGUGAUUCUGGCGGCCCUGCGGUAUAUAAUGGGGAAUUGGUAGGGGUUACAAAUUAUAUGGUACGAAGUUGUGGUACCACAAAUCCGGAUGCCUAUGCCAGUGUGGCGUUCUUUCGCAAUUGGUUGCAGGAGAGAAUAAGGGGUGGAAACUUAGUGAAGACCAUCUCAGAUCUAUAUAACAAAAUGGCGGAGUUUUGA